Trifolium pratense (red clover) is the source of this 1236-nucleotide messenger RNA. RefSeq names its product putative dehydration-responsive element-binding protein 2H. Gene Ontology annotation, biological process: positive regulation of DNA-templated transcription; response to stress. Gene Ontology annotation, cellular component: nucleus. The record is from RefSeq and is a predicted model, not a curated record. Gene Ontology annotation, molecular function: DNA-binding transcription factor activity; transcription cis-regulatory region binding. The coding region runs from base 404 to 970 and encodes 188 amino acids. The transcript has 2 exons. Lineage: Eukaryota; Viridiplantae; Streptophyta; Magnoliopsida; Fabales; Fabaceae.
UUUUCAAAAGAGAAAAAAAAUAAAAAUGAAAUAACAAUAUAAAAUUGUAGUAGAAAGUAGAAACAUAGAUUUAGACAAAAAUUGAUGAUAUCAUUGUUUGUAUCGUUUUAGACGGCAGAUGAAGCGGUGAACCCUAACUAUAUUCCUUCCUCUUUGGUCCACUUGUCUUCCUUAAUCAUGUCUUUUUUGGCGGUGCUCUUAAUUAUACUGCCAUUUUCCCUCUUUUCUUAACACCGACAUUUUCCAAAUUCAACACAAAAUUCAUUAAUUCCUUCUUCUAAUGCUUUCUGGGUCGGUGGUUGUUUCUCUUCCUUCGAUCCAGAUUUUUGCCACCAGUUAGGUCAUUGUUUCAAGUUUUCUGUUGACAUUUUUAGUGAAAAUUAAGGACUGAAACUUGAAUCACAUGUUAGUGAAAAGCCAAAACAAAGGGGAUGGAUCCAAGUCCCUCGCCGAUACAUUGGCAAAAUGGAAAGAAUACAAUGCUCGACUUGAAUCGAGCGGGGAAGCUGCGAAGCCAGUUAGGAAAGUUCCUGCCAAGGGAUCGAGAAAAGGGUGUAUGAAAGGUAAAGGAGGACCCGAGAAUUCGCGCUGUAAUUACAGAGGUGUUAGGCAAAGGACUUGGGGAAAAUGGGUUGCUGAAAUUAGGGAGCCAAACAGAGGAAACAGGCUCUGGUUAGGUACAUUUCCAAAUGCAGUCGGCGCUGCUCUUGCUUAUGACGAAGCAGCGCGGGCAAUGUACGGUGCUAGUGCGCGCCUGAACUUUCCUAAUGUAGAAGUGUCCAAUUUCUCUAAUUUGGAAUCUUUGAAAGAUUGUGUAGAUCAAUCUGGUUUUGUAAAGACAGCAUUGGAGAAUACCGAGUCCAAGAUAUCGCCAGAUAACGCUUGUGUAGAUGCUGCUGAAGAUGUUGACAUGAAACAUCUUUCCUUAUCCUUAAGUGUGACUGUGAAUCACGAGGAAAAAAGAGGGUGAUUCGAAGACUAGUUGAUCACAUCCUUCAUCAUCUUGAUGUAAGUUUUGCAUAGAGCUUUUAGACUUCAUUGCUAUCAAUGUAAUAGCUAGGAUGAAUAAUCUUGAUGAUAGUUGAACUACCAGGAGAUUAGAUGUUGCAAAAUUAACUCUAUUGUGAACUGUUCAAUUCUUCUGGUAUUGACCUAUUGCAACUUUGUAAGCUGGAUAUUUAGUCAAGUUCUAAGAUGUGAAAUUUUUGGCUUGCCUAAUAUAUAUUAAUGGUGUCA